GCGCGUCAGCUGUGAAAUGGAUGAAGCGGAUUCGGUUGGGUCGGUCCCCUCGGAGGACGAAAGUGCGUCAAUUUGUUCAGAACCGAGUGACGAACUAACUAAUCUGGCUGAUGUUCCCGAGAAUGCUCGAGAUUCCAGAGACGAGGAACCAGAAUAUGAGAUGCUGAGUCCCGAUCAACUGUCUCAGCAUAUGGCGGAUAUCACACAAGAGGUAGCUCAGAUUAUUCAAGUCCCUCCCACCUAUCUGCGGUUACUGCUGGCCUAUUUCAAGUGGGACAAACACGCUUUUACAGAGUUCUAUUUUGAGAACGAUAAAGCGCGUACGUUUGCCCAGGCCGGUCUCGUCGAUCCAGCGUCUUUUUCUGACGGUUAGACUCCCAUACGUCCAACUCAACUCAGGUUAACAAAUCCGAACGUUUCUGUGAUAUUUGCUGUAUGAAUUUCCCUCACGAUCAGAUGCAAGGUCUUGCGUGCAGGCACUAUUUCUGUCUUGCCUGCUGGCAGCGGUACCUAGAGUGGAAAAUCAUGGAGGAGAGCCAAGGUGACCGCAUUUACUGUCCCUCCUAUGGGUGCAAUGUUCUAAUUGAAGACGAAUCCGUCUUUCGGGUCAUCACCAACCCGAAUGUCCGCAGACGAUUUCAAAAACUCAUAUCCAACAGUUUCGUCAUGCACAACCGUUCGCUCACCUGGUGUCCCGGAGCUGAUUGUGGCUAUGCGGCACGGUGCCUGGGUCCUGAAGAGCCUCGCCAAAUUAACUGCACCAAUUGUUCCGAGUCUUUCUGUUUCGCGUGUAGUCAGCCAUGGCAUGACCCGGUUCGAUGUGAUCAGCUAAAAAAUUGGCUUAAACGGGUCUCCGAUGAUUCGGGUACAUCAAAUUGGAUCGUUGCCAACACCAAAGAAUGUCCAAAGUGCCACGCCACCAUUGAGAAGAGCGGCGGUUGCAACCACAUGAUAUGCCGUAAUGUCGACUGUAAAUUUGAGUUUUGUUGGCUAUGUUUGGAUCGAUGGGAACCACAUGGUGCCGGGUGGUACAAAUGCAAUCGAUACAAUGAGGACACGGCUAAAAAGGCACGUGAUGCCCAGGCGCAGUCACGACGCAAUCUGGAUCGUUAUUUGUUUUAUUUCAAUCGAUAUUUCAGUCACCUGCAAUCACUACGCUUCGAAGCCCGCCUUUAUGAGUCGGUUCAGGAGAAAAUGGAUGCAAUGCAAAAUAGUGGGACAUCUUGGAUCGAUGUCAAGUUUAUCCGUAAAGUGGUGGAUGUGUUGUGUAGCUGUCGCCGAACACUGAUGUACACUUAUGUGUUUGCGUUUUUUCUAAAGAAGAACAACCAUUCGAUUUUGUUUGAGAGGAAUCAGAGUGACUUGGAACUGUCCACGGAAUAUCUAUCCGGUCUGCUAGAUCGUGACCUGUGUACAACCAGUUUGAAUGAAUUGAAACAGAAAUUGCAAGAUAAAGCACGAUACUGUGCGAGUCGGAGAAGAGUACUGCUCGAACAUGUCGAUGAAGGCUACAAGGAAGGUAUUUGGGAGCCGUACGACCCAUGACUUCCGCCAAACAACAUCGGUCCUGUUACAAACCUAAAUAGGAUGAACCUUGCGGUAACUGCUACUUUUGAAGUCCAGUUCCAAUGUAGACAGGACACCUGGUGAGCAGUGGUUCCAUUUUUAUAUCACCUUUGGACGACUUGAUAAAUUCGGGCAUCCCAACCGUCAGAUGUGGAUACCUCCCCAUUCCCUGUCCACAUUGUAAGAAGUUCAUCCAUGCCCUCUAGCACAGCCCUAGUUCUUCCCCAAACGCGCCAGAUUUCAUUACAUUACCGGCAGACUUACACUUUUUUCCAGCCAUGUGCCACAUAAUCGCGUUCCUCCUUUUCAUCUUCCUCCUUUUUCAUUCUGUUUGCCCAAACGCACACAUCGGAUUGUUGACUUCAGUUGUCUCGGUUACUUUGUACAGUGCUAUUCCG
Messenger RNA from Opisthorchis viverrini, 1964 nucleotides. RefSeq lists its product as hypothetical. The transcript is spliced from 4 exons. Lineage: Eukaryota; Metazoa; Platyhelminthes; Trematoda; Opisthorchiida; Opisthorchiidae. The record is from RefSeq and is a predicted model, not a curated record. The coding region runs from base 436 to 1545 and encodes 369 amino acids. Gene Ontology annotation, molecular function: ubiquitin conjugating enzyme binding; ubiquitin protein ligase activity; zinc ion binding. Gene Ontology annotation, cellular component: cytoplasm; ubiquitin ligase complex. Gene Ontology annotation, biological process: ubiquitin-dependent protein catabolic process; positive regulation of proteasomal ubiquitin-dependent protein catabolic process; protein polyubiquitination.